AUGGCCGUCUCUCCCGUCGUCACCAUCACACAAGAGCAAGUGCGCUCCUUGGCCUCGCCGCUCAAGAACCUUGCUUCGGGGCAAACCUCAUCUAAUGGCACACCGAAACCGUCCGCGGCGCCCGCCCCAACAUCUGCGCCGACGCUUCCUCCCACUCUGGACCUCUCGGAGCAGAUGAAUGAGGAAGAGAAGCGAAAAUACGCAAAGGGCAAGAAACUAGGUGAGGGUACCUACGCCGUCGUCUUCCUCGGCCACCUCCGCUCCAAGCCCUCGACGCUCGUCGCCAUCAAAAAGAUCAAGAUCCAAAAAGAAUACACCGAGGGCAUGGCGCCCGACGCCGUGCGCGAGCUCAAACACCUCCAGGAGCUCCACCACCCCAACAUCAUCUCCCUCCUGUCCGUCUUCUCCUCCAAGGACCAGAACCUCAACCUGGUGCUCGAGUACCUGCCGCUCGGCGACCUGGAAAUGCUCAUCCGCGACACGGACCGCGUGCGCUACGGCGCCGCCGACAUCAAGGCCUGGAUGGGCAUGCUCACCCGCGCCGUGUGGUUCUGCCACGAGAACUUCGUCCUGCACCGCGACAUCAAGCCCAACAACCUGCUCAUCGCCGCCGACGGCGACGUCAAGCUCGCCGACUUUGGCCUGGCCCGCAGCUUCGCCGACCCGCACCAGAACAUGACCUCCAACGUCAUCACGCGCUGGUACCGCCCGCCCGAGCUCCUCUUCGGCGCCAGGCACUACUCGGGCGCCGUCGACGUCUGGUCCGUCGGCACCGUCUUCGCCGAGCUCGUCAUGCGCGCCCCCUUCCUCCCGGGGAACAACGAGCUCGACCAGAUCAAGAUGAUUUGCGAGGCCAUUGGCACCCCGACCGACGACAACUGGCCCGGCGUCACCAAGCUGCCCGAGUACACCGUCCCCGCCCAGCACCCGGUCCACGCCAAGGACUGGUACGAGAUGCGCUUCGGCACCGUCGGCACCGACGGCGUCGACCUCCUCAUGAAGACCCUCGCCCUCGACCCCAAGAAGCGCAUCACCGCCCGCCAAAUGCUGCUCCACAAGUGGUGGCACUCCGAGCCCAAGCCCACCAGGAAGCAGGACCUGCCGCGGAAAACAACCGGUGCCGAGGAGAAGAUUGGCGCCGACUUGAAGAGGAGGCCCGGCGUCGUCGACGACGACAGGGGGGCCAAGGUUGCGAGAAAGCUGGAUUUCGGAGCGCGCUAA
Metarhizium brunneum ARSEF 3297 is the source of this 1221-nucleotide messenger RNA. It is a transcript of the gene KIN28, whose product is annotated as Serine/threonine-protein kinase KIN28. Gene Ontology annotation, cellular component: nucleus; transcription factor TFIIK complex; cytoplasm. NCBI's taxonomy places the organism in Eukaryota, Fungi, Ascomycota, Sordariomycetes, Hypocreales, Clavicipitaceae. Gene Ontology annotation, biological process: protein phosphorylation; positive regulation of transcription by RNA polymerase II. The record is from RefSeq and is a predicted model, not a curated record. Gene Ontology annotation, molecular function: ATP binding; RNA polymerase II CTD heptapeptide repeat kinase activity; cyclin-dependent protein serine/threonine kinase activity.